GUCAAGUUGUCAGACGUCACUUGCGGUGCAGCUGUGAGCCAUUGUCAUUUUUGUUGUAGCUAAAUUCGCCGCAUGCGAACAAAAACUAAUAUUUACAAUAAACUACUUGAUCAAUAACACAACAUUUGAAUUAAACUCCUCCAACAAACUAUAAAAAUGGUUCGUGUAAUAACUCAAGAGACAUACGAUGAAGUUGUUAAGGAAAACAUCGACGAGUUUGAGAUGACACCUGAAGAAGCAAUAAAGGAGGCCGUAGCUCAAUUUGAAGCACAGGGAGUAGAUCUAUCAAACAUAAUAAAAGACCUGGCUCUUGGUUCCGGAGACAACCAUGUGGUUACGGAGAAUGUUGAGAAGCUGAAGGAACUGUGCAGCGGUAACAAAUAUGAUCAUGAUGCUGUUUUGAAGGAAUUGAGUGUUUUAAAGGCAGAAUGUGAAAAGGACAUAGCCCGUAGAGUCCGAGCCGGCAAGGAAGGUGCAUACAAAGUACUGUUAGACCUCCUAUACUCCAAGUACAGUAAAAUAUUUGAAGAAAUGAGUGACCGUGAUGCCAAGUUCAUUAUUACGGUACUGGAAACGAUGACUGCAUUGAUGGAAAUGCAACCUGAUUUGCUGGAUAGUAAGGGUGUGGAUUUGAUUAAGAAUUUACUGGAUAAUGUAGAAAACGAAGAUAUUUUGGUAGCUACAUUGAAAUGGACUACAACAUGCUGUGUCAAGCAUGAGAUGAACAGACAGAAACUAUUUGCUAAGAACAUCGCUGAGAAUCUCAAAUUGUUGCUCAAAGUCACUGGGAAUUAUAAGUUAUUAAGUGAGACACUACAAGUGAUCAGAAAGCUGACGCUAGACGACGAUGUUCGCGUCGAGUUCGGUAAGGCACACGACCACGCCAAGGAGUUGGGAGCGCAGAUGUUGGAACCUCUCACUAAUUUGUUGAAAGAGAACACAAAGCCCCCGCUAGUAUCGGAGCUGAUGCUGACUAUAGCGAGCCUCCUGGUGCGACACGAGCUGUGCAAGAUGGUGGCAGACUGCGGGGUCGAUGUCCUGUUCACGGUGCUCGCUGAUAACUAUGAUAAUGUUACUGUGGUGCAACAGGCUGAUAAAUUAAUAACAGCGUUAGCAGGACACGACGAUGUGAAAAGGGAUCUAGUGAAAAGUGGUAUUGUACCCGUUGUAGUCUCCAUACUUUCUAGGCAUUCGAGUAACGCCAACGCAACAGCGUUAACACUGAAGUGUGUAGCGGCGCUGUGUCUCCGCGAGCCGACGCACGGACGACAGUUCAUAGACAGCGGCGCGCCAGACGUCAUCAUCGAGUGCAUGAAGGUGCAUCCCGAUAAUGCUAGUGUACAGAAAAACGCCUGCUGGGCCAUUCGCAACAUGGUAGCGAGAUGUCGCGACCAGAACGUCAAAUUUCACGAGUUGGGUGUCGAAGCUAUAUUAAACGCGGCUUACGAUAAAUUCGCCAGCGAUUUCGGCUUCGAUAUCAAGUCCGCUUUAAGGGAUUUGGAGUGUGAUGUGAAGUUGGAUGAGCAAUGGACCGGCCAAGGAGUGCAGUUGGAGCAUUGAUAGAUAUUGUAUGUGGUGGACAGUCUUUUCAAAAAGAUUAUAUCACAUAUCGUCGCCCUCUCCGCUAACUGUCGUAUCUGCACUGACAUUAAAUAGAUACCUUAGGGCUUUAGGGCGACUACAAAAUUAAAGAAUAAGCCAAGACCUAUAUAAAAAACUUUUUAAUUCAUUGAUAAAGCCACAAA
Messenger RNA from Spodoptera frugiperda (fall armyworm), 1745 nucleotides. RefSeq names its product armadillo repeat-containing protein 6 homolog. Gene Ontology annotation, biological process: hematopoietic progenitor cell differentiation. The transcript has 9 exons. The coding region runs from base 157 to 1560 and encodes 467 amino acids. Gene Ontology annotation, molecular function: protein binding. NCBI's taxonomy places the organism in Eukaryota, Metazoa, Arthropoda, Insecta, Lepidoptera, Noctuidae. The record is from RefSeq and is a predicted model, not a curated record.